Helianthus annuus (common sunflower) is the source of this 633-nucleotide messenger RNA. Its product is annotated as protein ALP1-like. The transcript has a single exon. Bases 1 to 633 code for a protein of 210 amino acids. Lineage: Eukaryota; Viridiplantae; Streptophyta; Magnoliopsida; Asterales; Asteraceae. The record is from RefSeq and is a predicted model, not a curated record.
AUGAGAGGGUAUCACAGGUACCCGACAGUUAUGCUCGAAGCGGUGGCCUCUCAAGAUUUAUGGAUUUGGCAUGCUUUUUAUGGUCCAUCAGGUUCACAAAAUGACAUCAAUGUGCUCCAACAAUCUCCGUUAUUUCUUACUCAAAGAAAUGGAACCGCCCCAAAAUGCCCAUUUUACGUGAACAACCACUUGUACAAGCGUGGAUAUUAUCUUACCAAUGGAAUCUACCCUACUUGGUCCGUGUUUGUGAAAUCAUUUCCAUAUCCUCACAUUCCGAACGGAAAGAAGUUUAAGAGGCAACACGAGGCGGCAAGAAAAGACGUGGAACGUGAUUUUGGUGUUUUAAAGUCAAAGUGGGGUAUACUUAAUCGACCAAUGCGUGCUAUGAGUGUAAAAAAGAUUAGGCAUGUCAUAUACACGUGCAUUAUUAUACAUAACAUGAUUCUAAAAGACGACGAAAAUGCGAUAGCACCGGUACACAUUCGGGAUCAUCCAGUCGAGCUGGUUUUUGAUGAUACUGUUUUUAACAAGCCCAUUGAUAAAGUUACGCAUUGGAGACUAAAAUAUGAUCUCAUGGAGCAUCUUGGAGAAAUAGAUUUACCCUACCUUUUGGUGGAUUCCGACGACGAAUAA